This is a messenger RNA of Punica granatum (pomegranate), 2152 nucleotides long. The record is from RefSeq and is a predicted model, not a curated record. Lineage: Eukaryota; Viridiplantae; Streptophyta; Magnoliopsida; Myrtales; Lythraceae.
AAAUGCGAUGAUGGUGGUGGUGGUGAUGAUGAUGACGGUGAUGAUGCCCCCCUUGCAACUGCAAUUGCAAAAGCAGCCAAUCUCUCUUUCUCUCUCUCUCACUCACUCUGUCCCUCCUUCCUUCCCUCCCUUCAGACUCCAGUCCAGUCCAGUGCAGUCCAGUCUAAUCCCCUGUUCUCCAUAGUCAGUCCGUCCCCUCCCAUGGACAUGGACUGGACAUGAUGAACAUGAAUAUUAUUAGAUAUUACUAAAUUUGCUUCUUUUUUAUUUUUUAUUUUUACCCCCCCCCCUCUCUCUCUCUCUCUCUCGUUUUGUCUUUCUUUCCAUCUCUGAUCUGUCUUUCUCUGUCUGUCUCUCAAGCGGUGUGUGCUGAUUAAUGUUCUAAUAGAGAGAGAGAGAGAGAGAGAGGGAGGGAGGGAGGCAGGCAGGCAGCGAGUGAUCAGAUUGAAACUUGAAACUGAAAGGGAAGUGAGUGAGUGACUAAUUAAUGGAUGAGAAGAGGUGCGGCUGCUGGGCUGUCCUGAAACGAGGCGUUGGAGUUGGAGGAUCUUCUUCCUGCAAGUCCAGAUCAGACUCUGCUCCCACCACCAUUCCCCGCUCUAGCCUCGUCUACGAUGCUGCCGAGACUCGAUAUCUUAACGCAAGCAACCGAGAGAUGUGUCCUCCUAAUGAAGCUCGCCCAUCCUCCGACGCACCACCCAAUUGCACUGAGCCCAAAUGCCAGCUUUUGCAGUUCACCUUUCAGGAGCUCAAAUCCGCUACCGGGAAUUUCAGGCCCGACAGUAUUCUCGGGGAGGGAGGGUUUGGAUACGUCUUCAAGGGCUGGAUUGAGGAGAAUGGGACAGCUCCAGCCAAACCCGGAUCAGGAAUCACCGUCGCUGUCAAGAGCUUGAAGCCCGACGGUCUGCAGGGGCAUCGAGAAUGGGUGGCUGAGGUUGGCUUUCUUGGGCAGCUUCACCAUCCCAACCUUGUUAAACUGAUUGGUUACUGCAUUGAGGAUGAUCAGCGCCUUCUUGUUUAUGAGUUCAUGACCCGAGGAAGUCUUGAAAAUCAUCUCUUCCGAAGGGCCAUACCACUCCCUUGGUCCAACAGGAUAAAGAUCGCGCUUGGCGCAGCUAAAGGACUCGCCUUCCUUCACGGGAACCCGGAGCCCGUUAUAUACAGAGAUUUUAAGACAUCCAACAUUUUACUCGAUUCGGAAUAUAAUGCGAAGCUCUCAGAUUUUGGAUUGGCAAAAGCUGGCCCCCAAGGAGACAAAACACAUGUUUCCACCCGCGUUGUUGGGACGUAUGGCUAUGCUGCUCCAGAAUACGUAAUGACCGGGCACUUGACAUCGAAGAGUGAUGUUUACAGCUUUGGUGUGGUGCUCCUCGAGAUCCUGACAGGCAGAAGGUCGAUGGACAAGAAACGGCCGAGCGGGGAACAGAACCUGGUGACGUGGGCCCGGACCUACUUGGCAGACAAGAGGAAGCUGUACCAGAUAGUCGAUCCUCGGCUCGAGCUGAACUACUCUAUCAAGGGUGUACAGAAGGUCUCCCAGUUGGCGUACAGUUGCCUUGGCAGGGAUCCCAAGUCUCGCCCCACCGUGGACGAAGUGGUGAAGGUUCUGACACCAUUGCAGGAUCUUAAUGACUUCGCCAUCCUGUCCUGUAACUCCCGUCUCUACCAGCAAGGAAGGCGCAAGAAGAAGCCCGAGCUGACGCAACAGCGGAGCUUUGUUGCUCAGUCCAGGAGCGUCAGGGAUUCUCCAGUCAUGAACAAUGGAAGUGGAAAGCAGCACUGCUAAUUGCAGGGCGAUCAUCAAUCCAAAAAUCAGCAGGGUCGUCCAAUGAUGUUUAUCCUCUUCAGAUUCAGCUAGCGGCUCAUUUCUCAUCAUUGUACGAAAUUGAAUUGCUCGGGAUAUGUUUCGAGAUAUGGAUGCUUAAGAUGACAUAGUUCAUGCAUUUUUCGGGGAUUCGAUUGUGAUGAUGAUUAUUUGUUCCUAGCCUGAGAGAAGAAGAGAUGAUCAGAUCAGCUAACCAAUAUUCAAUCCAUAUAUGCAUGUUGUGGGCAUGGACUGGUAUACGCCAUGUAUAUGUACGGGAGGGUCCUUCUGUUCCAGUGGGAAUUUGGUCAGGGCAGGUAUUAAUUAAUUGCAUGCAGUUGAUGGUCA